This is a messenger RNA of Medioppia subpectinata, 539 nucleotides long. The record is from the annotation of a GenBank genome assembly. Lineage: Eukaryota; Metazoa; Arthropoda; Arachnida; Sarcoptiformes; Oppiidae.
CAUUUGAACGCUUCUCCCAUUCGCUGAGCCAUACGGUUGGAUACGAUCUGUACAAAUACAUGUCUCCCGUGUCCAUUGAGACGCCCAUAUAUGGUCGCGUAGAGUUGGACGUAUCGAACCAUUUUGCACCCUCAAUAAUAAUUGUGCUAGCUCAGUGUUUGCCAAUGGUGCUGUCGGCCCUACAAAUUAUCUACGACCGCAAAAACACUAGUCUUGAGCGUAUGCUUGUGGCCGGUGUGCGACCGAUGGAGUUUUACCUCGCUCACGUCACACAGAAUUCUAGCCUAAUUAUUAUUCACGCCCUGUUAGGCAUGUCCAUUGGGCUCAUGGGUGCCCUUAUAUUGUCCGAUGAAGUUUCUGUUGCGGUUGGUUUAUCUGGUCUAAUGCUUCCCUUAUGGAUAAUGUCGGGUGUUUUGUGGCCCUUGGAGUCUAUACCUACUUAUUUCCGGUACAUCUCUGAUUUGAGCCCAAUUACGCUGCCAUUGGAUGGCUUGCGGUCAAUUAUGUUUAGGGGCUGGUCAUAUACUAGACCUACCUUA